Messenger RNA from Penicillium vulpinum, 3876 nucleotides. RefSeq names its product ABC transporter permease/ATP-binding protein. Gene Ontology annotation, biological process: transmembrane transport. Bases 1 to 3876 code for a protein of 1291 amino acids. The transcript has 5 exons. Gene Ontology annotation, cellular component: membrane. NCBI's taxonomy places the organism in Eukaryota, Fungi, Ascomycota, Eurotiomycetes, Eurotiales, Aspergillaceae. Gene Ontology annotation, molecular function: ATP hydrolysis activity; ATP binding; ABC-type transporter activity. The record is from RefSeq and is a predicted model, not a curated record.
AUGCCGAGCCGCGACCUUGGAGACCAGCAAGCGCCUGUCGAGGCAGGCCAAGCCGCCACACCCGCCAACCCUCCCAUGAACCCAGUUGGUCCAGCGCCGGCUGAUGAUGAUCCGUUCAAGCAUCUGCCAGAGCAUGAAAGGCUGAUCCUUAAGAGACAGUUGGAUCUGCCCGCCACCAAGGUUAAUUAUAUGAAUUUGUAUCGUUAUGCGACACGGAAUGACAAGAUCGUCCUGGUCCUUGCCUCGAUUGCCGCAAUUAUCGGUGGUGCUCUUAUGCCCAUGAUGACGAUCCUGUUUGGAGGUCUUGCAGGCACUUUCCGCAGCUUCCUGUUGGGAGACAUCUCGGACAACCAAUUCACCAGCGAGCUUGGUAGAUUCUCUUUGUACUUUCUCUACCUCGCUAUUGGUGAGUUUUUUAUGGUUUACAUGGCCACGGUCGGUUUCGUGUACGCCGGGGAACAUAUCACAGCAAAGAUCAGAGAGCGGUUCUUAGCCGCCAUUCUGAGGCAGAAUGUUGCUUUUUUCGACGAGCUUGGCGCGGGCGAGAUCACCACACGCAUUACGGCAGACACCAAUCUUAUCCAAGAAGGUAUCUCAGAGAAAGUGGGAUUGACCAUAACAGCUAUCGCCACCUUUGUGGCCGCUUUCGUGAUCGGUUUCAUUAGAUACUGGAAGCUGACGCUGAUUCUGUGUUCCACUGUCGUCGCUAUCGUUGUCACAUUGGGCUUCGUGGGCACGUUCGUCUCUAAGCUCAGCAGAAAAUACCUCGGCCAUUUUGCUGAAGGCGGAACUGUUGCGGAAGAGGUCAUCAGCUCGAUCCGAAACGCGGCUGCGUUCAAUACUCAAGAGAAGCUGGCUCGGCGAUACGAUGGGUAUCUCAUUGAAGCAGAGAAGUCCGGAUUCAAGCUCAAGUCUACCACCAGCUCAAUGAUUGGCUUUCUCUUUCUGUACAUCUACCUUAAUUAUGGACUGUCUUUCUGGAUGGGCUCCCGCUUCCUAGUGGAUGGGUCCGUUGGGCUAGCGCAGAUCCUCACGAUUCAAAUGGCCAUCAUGAUGGGUGCCUUUGCCCUCGGGAAUAUUACACCGAAUGUCCAAGCCAUUACCACAGCAGUGGCGGCAGCCAACAAGAUCUACGCCACCAUUGAUCGAGUCUCUCCUCUCGAUCCUCUAUCGACCGAGGGGCAGAAGUUAAAGAAACUUCAGGGAGAUGUGGAACUCAAGAAUAUCAGACAUAUAUACCCUUCCCGCCCCGAAGUUGUUGUGAUGGACGACGUGAGCUUGCUGAUCCCGGCGGGUAAGUCUACUGCGCUUGUUGGGGCUUCAGGCUCUGGGAAAAGCACUAUCAUCGGGCUGGUUGAGCGUUUCUACGAUCCUGUCGGCGGAUCUGUAUACAUUGACGGCCAUGAUAUCAAAGACCUCAAUCUACGCUGGUUGCGACAACAAAUUUCACUGGUUAGCCAAGAGCCUACCUUAUUCGCUACAACUAUAUUUGGCAAUAUUAAGCACGGAUUGAUCGGAACACCGCACGAGCAUGGGUCCGAAAAAGCAAUUACUGAGCUGGUCGAACGCGCUGCUCGAAUGGCAAACGCCCACGACUUUAUCACCUCCCUUCCCGAAGGCUACGAAACCGACAUUGGCGAACGAGGCUUCCUUCUCUCAGGAGGCCAGAAGCAACGCAUUGCCAUUGCCAGGGCCAUGGUUAGCGAUCCUAAAAUCCUCCUACUUGACGAAGCAACAUCCGCACUUGACACAAAGAGCGAGGGAUUUGUACAAGCCGCACUCGACAAAGCUGCCCAGGGAAGAACCACUGUGAUCAUUGCUCACCGACUGUCCACUAUUAAGAAUGCGAACAAUAUUGUGGUUAUGUCCCACGGACGUAUUGUCGAACAGGGUACCCACGAUGAGCUCCUCCAGAAGAAAGCAACUUACUACAACUUGGCUGAGGCUCAGCGAAUCGCGACGAAACAAGAGUCUAGAAACAAAGAUGAUGAUCACAUUUUGCCCGAAAUCAAUUACGAUUUACCGCGAGUCGAAUUCCAUGAGAAGCGCGACAGCUUAGGCAAAUUGGAUCAAGGAAAAGAACCUGAGGACCCUGAGGCGGACAAGACACGAUCGGACAAAUCGCGAACGGCACUUGCGAAGAAGGGACAAAAGGACAUGACCGAUAACUAUACCUUGUUCCAGCUGAUACGUUUUGUUGCUGUUUUGAACAAACAGGAAUGGAAAUAUAUGAUCUUUGGAAUUUUACUCGCCAUCAUUUGCGGCGGAGGUAAUCCAACACAAGCUGUCUUCUUCUCCAAGUGCAUUGCAGCCCUUUCGCUCCCUCUCUCAGAGAGCUCCGAGAUACGGCGACAAGUCAACUUCUGGUCGCUGAUGUAUUUGAUGCUCGCCUUUGUGCAACUGCUCGCCCUCAUUUCUCAGGGUAUUGCGUUCUCUUACUGUGCAGAGCGACUUACCCAUCGAGUUCGCGACCGAGCAUUCCGAUAUAUCCUCCGACAAGACAUUGCCUACUUCGACACACGUUCUGCGGGUGCUCUCACUUCCUUCCUGUCCACUGAGACCUCUCAGCUGGCUGGGCUGUCUGGGAUUACUCUAAUGACCAUUCUCUUGCUGAUCACUACCUUGGUUGCCUCUUGCGCCAUUGGUCUAGCCGUAGGGUGGAAGCUUAGUCUGGUUUGUAUAUCUACCAUUCCCCUUCUGCUCGCUUGUGGAUACCUCCGUUUGGCUAUGCUGGUGCGAAUUGAGAGGGAGAAAAAGAGAGCCUACGAAGAUUCUGCAAGCUAUGCCUGCGAGGCCACUUCAGCAAUCCGAACUGUGGCUUCCUUGACCCGCGAGGAUGACAUUUGCAGUCACUACCACGAACAGCUUCUCUGGCAAGGCCGCAGCCUAGUGUGGUCGGUCCUCAAGUCAUCCAUCCUCUACGCAGCAUCCCAAUCACUUCAGUUCCUCUGCAUGGCUCUCGGCUUUUGGUAUGGAGGUACCUUAUUCGGUAGACACGAAUAUACCCUGUUUCAAUUUUUCCUGUGUUUCAGCACCGUAAUUUUCGGGGCGCAGUCUGCGGGGACUAUCUUCAGCUUCGCACCGGAUAUUGCUAAAGCUAGUCACGCUGCUGCUAGUGUCAAGGCUCUCUUCGACCGGACACCGGAAAUUGAUAGCUGGAGCCAGAAUGGCGAUAAGGUUCAGAGUAUAGAAGGCCAUGUCGAGUUCAGGGACGUACACUUCACGUACCCGACGCGACCAAACCAGCCGGUUCUGCGAGAUCUCAAUCUCCAGGUCAAGCCCGGGCAAGAGAUUCUACGAUCCAGCCCUCGGCGGUAUCUACGUGACGGCAAGGAAAUCUCGUCAUUCAACAUCAACAAUUAUCGCUCCCAUCUCGCACUUGUCAGCCAAGAGCCAACGUUGUACCAAGGUACCAUCCGCGAGAAUAUCAUGCUAGGUACGGACCGAGAUGAUGUUUCGGAAGAGGAAAUGGUGGUAUGCUGCAAGAAUGCAAACAUCUACGAUUUCAUCAUCAGUCUGCCAAGCGGUUUCGAUACUCUUGUUGGUAGUAAGGGCAGUAUGCUUUCAGGUGGCCAGAAGCAACGUCUUGCGAUUGCUAGGGCCUUACUCCGCAACCCCAGAAUUCUUUUGCUGGACGAGGCCACUUCUGCUCUCGAUUCCGAGUCUGAAAAGCUCGUGCAAGCUGCUCUGGAUACUGCGGCUAAAGGCCGCACGACGAUCGCUGUGGCGCAUCGCCUCAGUACGGUACAAAAGGCAGACAUGAUAUAUGUCUUCAAUCAAGGUCGCAUCAUCGAGGGUGGAACUCAUUCUGAGCUGAUGCAGAAGCGGUCGGUAUACUUCGAGCUUGUCAGCUUGCAGAAUUUGGGCGAAUUGUAA